Molecule: messenger RNA, 1925 nt
Organism: Patiria miniata (bat star)
Lineage: Eukaryota; Metazoa; Echinodermata; Asteroidea; Valvatida; Asterinidae
Gene: ilrun
Product: protein ILRUN-like
Exons: 6
Coding region: 168-1094 (308 amino acids)
Biological process (GO): macroautophagy
Cellular component (GO): phagophore assembly site
Molecular function (GO): ubiquitin binding
Source: RefSeq, a predicted model, not a curated record
CCAGUUAAAUAUCGUGUCAUCAUCAUCAUCAAACGAAAAUCCGAUGAUCGUGUUUACGUUUACAAUUUACAGUGCGAAGAAUUCUAAGAUAAAACCACACAAACCUGACCGAAAAUGUCAACCGAUUUCUCGUUUUAUCUGUAAAUAGACUUUAGACAGGCGAAAACAUGGACGUGGAUAUGGAAUUGGACUCGGAUUUGAUGACGAAGUUUAGUAGUUUAGGCACAACGGACCGCGAUGUGUUGGUCGGCGAAUUUCAGAAAUUGGCCGGCAACAAUUUGAACCCGACGGCCUGUGCAUUCUUCUUAGAUAUGAACAACUGGAAUUUACAGGCUGCUAUUGGUUCAUAUUACGACAUUGAAAACUCCGCCCCACAGACGAAGCUUCCACGAAUGACCUUAAUCAAAGAUGUAACGAUCGGUGAAGGUGAAUCCAUCACGCCAAACACAGAGUUCACGAAAACGUGGCGAGUUAAAAACAAUGGGGACGAGCCGUGGCCUCCCGGUAUAUGCCUGCGUUUCACCAGCGGACACCAACUCGGACCCUACGAUCAUAUAUUCUUAGAACAUCUUGAACCCCAGCAAACGUUAGACAUCAGUAUACGGAUGUGUAGCCCCUCAGCGUGCGGCCUUUAUCAGGGACAGUGGAGAAUGUGUACAACCACUGGGUUCUUCUUUGGAGAAACAAUAUGGGUGAUACUGGAUGUGAGAACGGAUGGAAUGCUGGGCUUGACUCAACAAAUGUCGUCAUUGGCAACAGAUCAAACAGAUCCCUCAAUCAACUCUACACCUCUGCCCUUCGGCGGUUCUCCCAGUUCCCCAGGUAGGCCCCCAGAUUCAACCACCACCCACCCACAGCUUAGAGCAUCACAUUUCCAGGUCAAUCAUUAUGAUAGCAGUAGCCCGCCGCAGCUUAUUUCUUCCCCAGCAAUAUUCUCUAGCACACCGCAUCCUCAACCACACCCCUCUCAGCAAUAUUCUACAGAGCAACCUCUAAGCUCCGCCUACCAGCAGAUGUCUCUCAGUAGUGACAGCCAAUCAGAAGAGAGCUCACCGCGGCAACCCAAUGGGCUGGGCUUUCCAGGUUCUCUAUAGCAUUAGCUCAUUAGUAUAUAUGUAAAUGAUGUAUGUAGAGUUUCAUGGCUCACAGAGCAUAGAGGGCGCUUUUGUUCAGUUGGGUGAUGAUUGGUUUGUCAUGUGAUCUAGAUCUGACUUUUGAUUGGAUGAGAUGUCUUGCUUUUGUGAAGAUGAACCAAUGAAAAUCAACCAUGGUAAUGUUGAAUUCUUUACCCUUAAAGAGUCCAAUUUUGAUACUUUACCCUGAAAGUAAUGUCAUGAAAAACUCAGUUAUUUUAUUUUAUGAAUGACAAUGCCACUUAUAUGUUAAGAAAUCUGUGAUGCAUUUUUAAAGUUUAAUUCUGUACAUGUCAUACUAAUUUAAGGAGUUUUACAAUUAUGAAAAAUGCUGAAAUUCUGUUUUCCUCAUUGUUGAACCACUGCAAAAUAUUCUUGACCUUUCAUUAACAAUUGCAUACUGAAUACUUGCACUGCAAACUAGCCAGUUUUUCUUUACUCGCAUUUUUGCAGAAAAGAAAAUAGAUUGUUAUUGCAUCAGAUCAAGCAGCAAGAACACUAUUGGUUAUCCCGCGAGUGCGAGUGGAACAAUGAAUUUAUCUUCAAGCAAACUUGACGCACAGUAACGAUUGAACAUGCACGCUGUACAAAAACUUUUCAGUGGUUAUCCUUUUACACGUGUGCGUUGUACGGAAUGGCGUGCGCAUCUUAGAAUAGCGCAAUACGCGGAGUGCGGUAUGGACUGUGGCCUUGCUAUCCGCUUCGUUCACAAGUACCCCCUCACCGGCAAAGGAAGUACAGUUGGGGGUGCGUGGCCACUGCGUGUACAUAGAACAAAUCCACUGGUGUACG